CUUCAGCGCGGCCUGCAGCAGCGACAGCACCAUGUCCUCAACCACAUCCAGUGCUGCUUCAUCAUCGGCGGGGAGCACGCUGGAUGUGGGAGAGCGGACGGCCAGUGCCCCGCCAGCAGCAGUUCAGAAGGUAGGACCCGAUCCUUAUUUCAGAGUGAAACGAGCAAGCACCAGUCGCCGUCAGCAAGGCCGCCGUCGCGGGCAGCGGCAGCGUGCGGCAGUCCUCGCGGCGCAUUGGACGGACGUGUUCGAUGGGCCCAGCCGCCUCAUCUUCCGGGGCUGCGUCCAGCAGUACCAGGCCGUGCAGAAUGCCCUGUGCUUCACGCACUGGACGCGCCCGGCAGCAGCCGCUGGCCUAGUACCGCCGAACCUGCCGGACAUCGGCAAGGCCAGGGGCGCCGUGCCGUCCACGGUGGACGUUGCGCUGGCGGCGCCCUCCAAGGCGUAGGUGUGCCUGAUGGUGAAGACAGACGGACAUCCGGCACGCGCUGGUGGAGAUGCUGCUGGGGCACAAGCGACCCGCAUCGCUGCAGACUGGCGGCGGAAGCGGCGGCGGCAGCGGUGGCGGCGGCGGCGGCGGCAGCAGCGGGGGCGCGUGCGCGCAUCUUGGUAGCGGAGGGGGCGGGGAAGGCCACGUGGAGGAGAGCGCAGCGCCGCCCAAGAAGCGGCGCAAGCGCGCAGGCUGAUGAGGAGCCGGCUGGUGUCUACAAUCUACAUAGCGGUCCGCGGUGGGGCUGGCAGGGCAUGCGUAGCGGCAUGGCAAGUAGUGCGGCUGUUGACAACUGUGCUGCGUCUGGCUGCGGUUGGCUCUGCUGUGGCAUCGCGACUGCUAGAUAGGCACCUGGUUUGGCUAUGUGCCUGUACGAAGCAACCCCGGCUAAGUCCGGGCGAUGAGGUUGUUCGGCCUCAGACUGUGGAGGGGCUCAGCCCCGUUUCCCGUGACCGGGGAACACUUGUUGUGUGUGGUUACAAGGUGGAUGGAUGUGGCGCCCAUCCAUGACCAUGUGCCGUAACCCUCCGCCAUCAGUGCCAUCGGAGAUGGCGCGGGCGAUGGUCUGCACUGCGUGCGAUGUUGUGGCGCUUGGUAUACAUGGCGCGGAGUCGGGGGUUGUGGCAGCCGCCUAGGAUGUGACCGUCGGAGUCGGGGCCGCCACAGAGGGGGCAAGGUCGCCGCGGGGUGUGUGGCGGCCUGUGACUGUGCAGCCGAACCGGCGUCGGUGGCGUAGCGGCGGUCCUUGUCACGUCCGGUGGUGUGGGCGUGUGGCUGAGUGACGGGAUCAGCUGACGGCACCCGCAGCGGUCGUGGCGCCGGAGGCUCAAAUACAGCGUUGACAAACGCGGUACAUGGGACGCCAAAAUUGUGUGGCUUCGUUGCCUCCGUACAACUUUUUCCGCAUAGCCGUGCGCUGAGCAGGCCGUCUCUGGUUUGACCCGGAUUGAUGGCAGUGGCAGAGUGCCUGGAUAGCGAUAGCGAGUGAUUGGGUGUGCGAUGGGACAGUGUCAAGGCAGGUUGGCGAAGUCCCGCAGGGUGCAGCUUGUUCCCAGACCCCAGAAGAUGGCAAACAAUGUGGGAGAUGGCAUAACCGGGAGGGCCCCCCGAGCGGCGAACUCGAUGCGACCGCAAGGGCUUCUGCCCCUCCCCCUUGUAAUAUCGCAACCUCCCCCUUCGGGGGAAGGGGCAAGCCAACAAUGUGCAACGGCAGGGUAAGGCAGGUUGGUAAAGUCCCGUAGGGUGCAACUGAUUCCCAGAACCGAACAGAUG
Chlamydomonas reinhardtii is the source of this 1762-nucleotide messenger RNA. RefSeq lists its product as uncharacterized. Lineage: Eukaryota; Viridiplantae; Chlorophyta; Chlorophyceae; Chlamydomonadales; Chlamydomonadaceae. The transcript is spliced from 3 exons. The coding region runs from base 32 to 448 and encodes 138 amino acids. The record is from RefSeq and is a predicted model, not a curated record.